AUGGAAAGGGAAAAAUUGCUGUACGAGAAAAUAUAUCCCGCGAUUAAUGCACACAGAUUUCACUACAAUCGCUUAUGCAGUAAAAAGAAUAUCAAAUGGAUUGUUGGAGAAAAAAAAUUAAAAGAUAGUCACCAUGUGGUCAUACUUAGCAGUAACUUCCAGACGAAAAAAAAGAAAGCAAAUGAUAGCAAGAGGAGAGCAAAUAUACUGCACUUGUCAGAAAAAGGAAAGUUAUUUGUUUCUUUUAUUUUUCGGUGGAAAGAAAAAGAAUUGGAGGAGAGAGCUCACUUCUUAAAUCAACUGUCCACAACUGCAGUUAUCCAAACUUUAGAUUUUUAUCACAUUAAUUUUAACAUAAACGGAGCAGAUGGUAUGCCAACUGGGGAUAAGCAAAUUGGCGGCUGCUUCGUGAACGUCCAUUUUGUGGAAAGAGAAAAACCAGCCUCCAACCGAAUUUGUUCCUCUUCAUCAGGAGAUCACCAAUCAGUUUACAUCGUGACGGACAUAGAAAUUGAUGCCAAUUUGCUAAGGCCUCCAAAUAAGAAAAAGGGGAGUAGUGAAUCCAACAUGAGAAAGUUAACUCAUGGAGCAAGUUAUCAUCCUACUACAUCACCGAUGAUAGAAGAAGUUAUAGACAAACUGAUAGAAAUAUUCUGUGCCCUUAUGAAGGAAUUGCUCUCCGAUGGGUAUCGAACUCCGAAGGAAUGUGUACAACGACCUACUUUACGUCUAUAUAGCGAAUGA
Messenger RNA from Plasmodium knowlesi strain H, 744 nucleotides. RefSeq names its product biotin protein ligase, putative. Bases 1 to 744 code for a protein of 247 amino acids. NCBI's taxonomy places the organism in Eukaryota, Apicomplexa, Aconoidasida, Haemosporida, Plasmodiidae. The transcript has a single exon. The record is from RefSeq and is a predicted model, not a curated record.